GUGUACAAUGGCACCAGCAUUCACCUAGCCAGCUCUUCACUUCCCCACCAACUGAUCCAUUUUCAAAAACGCCUAUCCAUCUCCGAAAACCCUGCACUUUUUUUCUUAACCGCUCCAUUUGAAUGUUUCAUUUAUUAAAUGCUCAUAAAAACUCAUAAAAACAGCUCCUUCCUAUAUAUAUAACCCAUUUCUUCAUCCCUACAUUCGAAUUGAAUCAAUGGGGAAAGCAGAAAAUGAAACAGAAAAAUCCAAGUUAAUUACACAAAUCUGCAGCAUAUUGGCCCGUGCCAAUGCGUGUGCUCACCGGCAUCACCGGUGUGCGAUUCAAUCGCCGUUUAUCGACUGGUACCUUGUCCUUGGAGUGCCAGAGAAUGCUGGGGUAGAUGCCAUUAGGAAACAAUAUCACAAACUUGCUUUGCAGCUUCAUCCUGAUAAGAAUAAGCACCCAAAGGCUGAAUCUGCAUUCAAACUUGUGUCUGAGGCCUAUUUUUGCCUAUCAGACAAUACAAGAAAAGCAGCAUUUGAUUCAGAGAGGAAAAAUAGUUUCUGCAGUGAGUGUUCUCGUCCUCCUGGCAGAAGAAAUGUUGAUGUUGAAGGAAUAUUUUAUCCGGGACGGAAAAAAUUUAACGGUAUUACACAGCGAAUGAAAAAUCUUCGAACCAGGCUAGAAGAGGAAGCAACAAUCAUUGAAAAGUGUUUGAAAGCCAAUGCUGCAUUAAAGGGCGAAUUCCCUGUUUUUGGUGCAAAAACUGAAUCUCCAAUUUUUAAUCCAUCAGAUUAUCAGUUUCAGAGCUAUCCUCAUCAGAGUUCCAGCAACUAUACGAAACCGGAAAGUUUCAAAUUCUUUAUGACACGAAACAGAUGCAUUCACACGGCUGUUAAGAGCGAUUCCCCGAUCUUUCAAUGUAGAUCAGAAGAAAAGGAACCCUGUAAAUCUCGAUAUGCUUGUAUCAGAUCUAAAUGAACAAUAUAGUGUUCUUGGAAAAUCUUCUUAUUACCGACUUUUGCUCUUACCUCAUUUCUAAUUAUACCUCUGUCAUGUUUGGUAUGUUAGACUCAACUAUAAAAAAGAGGAUUAAAGA
Molecule: messenger RNA, 1082 nt
Organism: Olea europaea var. sylvestris
Lineage: Eukaryota; Viridiplantae; Streptophyta; Magnoliopsida; Lamiales; Oleaceae
Product: chaperone protein DnaJ
Exons: 4
Coding region: 218-964 (248 amino acids)
Source: RefSeq, a predicted model, not a curated record